UCAGUAUCGGCUCCGCGUAUAUCUUGGUUUGAUUUUGCCAUAGAAGGUUGUUUCUAAUUUUCCAUACAUGGCUCGCCCUAUGUUGUUGUACUUGUUGGCAUCUGCUUUAGCCCUUUUGGUUUAUUCUUCGGUGGCCUCCGCCGAAAUCGUGGAGCAUUCUUUUCAGGUGCAAGAUUUAACCAUGAGCCGGUUGUGCAAACAACAAGUUAUCACCGUCGUGAAUGGAAGCCUUCCCGGCCCAACUAUACAAGUUCAUGAGGGUGACGCACUGAUCAUUCAUGUCUUCAAUAAAUCUCCUUAUAACCUUACAAUUCAUUGGCACGGGAUUUUCCAGUUACACAGUGCAUGGGCGGAUGGACCUGAAUAUGUAACUCAAUGCCCAAUACUCCCUGGAAAUAAAUACACAUACAGAUUCGCCAUCACAGGUCAAGAAGGGACCCUUUGGUGGCAUGCCCACGCCCAGUGGCUUCGUGCAACUGUUUAUGGCGCGCUGAUCAUCCGACCAAGAAAAGGUUACUCUUAUCCUUUCCGGAAACCCUUUGAAGAAUUCCCAAUUCUUUUGGGAGAGUGGUGGAAUGCUAAUAUUAUCGAGAUCGAGGAGCAAGCACUAGCUGAUGGGCAUGGGCCUAACAUUUCUAAUGCUUUCACCAUCAACGGUUGGCCUGGUGAUUUGUAUAAUUGCUCAUCAACCGGCACGUAUAAGCUGAAGGUUGUACAAGGAGAAACGUAUCUCUUGCGCAUCAUCAACGUUGCGCUCUAUAGUGAGCUCUUCUUUAAGAUAGCAAGCCAUAACAUGACGAUCGUCGCCGUCGAUGCUUGUUACACCAAUCCAAUGGUCACUGACGUCAUUGUCAUAUCCCCGGGCCAGACCAUAGACGUGCUACUCACCGCCGACCAACCAUUAGCCUCCUAUUACAUGGCGGCACAUUGCUACGACAGCUUGGGAGAUGCUUAUGAUGCAACCACCACCACCGGGAUCAUUACGUAUGAAAAUGCCACACCAUCAUCCCCACUGAUGCCGAACCUACCCGCCGUUGACGACACUUCUGCGGCCUUCGAAUUCUUUUCCAGCCUGACGAGUCUUGUGAACGGGCCUCACUGGGCACCAGUCCCACUCGAAAUCGAUGAACACAUGCUUGUGACGGAAGGCUUGGGGCUGGUCCCUUGCGGAGCAAACAAUACUUGUGGGGCUCCUUUAGGACUACAAUUUGCUGCGAGCAUGAACAACGAAUCUUUCGAGCUCCCUACCAAGUUAUCUAUGUUAGAAGCGUUUUACUACAAUCUGACGGCUGGGAUCUACACCACCGAUUUUCCUAAAUAUCCGCCAGUGGUAUUCGACUACACGAGUCUAAGCAACAACUUGAAUAAGGCGCUCGUGAUGACAUCAAGGUCAACAAAGGUUACGAAAUUGAAGUAUAAUUCUACGGUUCAGAUUGUAUUUCAGAACACGGCAUUGGUGGGUCAACAAAGUCACCCGAUACAUUUGCACGGGUUUAACUUUUAUGUUUUGGCCCAAGGAUUUGGCAAUUAUGACCCCGUGACAAGGCCAAAAAUGUUCAAUCUCGUUAAUCCACAAAUACGCAAUACUGUUGGAGUGCCCAUUGGAGGAUGGACCGUCAUCAGAUUCACGGCAAAUAAUCCUGGUGUAUGGUUGAUUCAUUGUCACUUCGAUACGCACUUGUCGUGGGGGCUAGCAACUGCUUUUGUUGUCGAGGACGGACUCAACCCAUCAACUUCUUUGCCUAUUCCUCCGCCAGAUCUACCCCGUUGUUCGUUGUAUGCUAACCAAACAAGAUUUUUUACCACGGGUGGUGAUAACGCCAAAACUGUUUUUGAUAAGGUCAAAACCUUAGUGCAUAGGUUUGGCUCCUUGUCUGCUUUUCUUGUACCAUGUUUUAUUGUAUUUGUGUGGUUUUCUUGUACCAUGUGCAAAGUACAACACUUUUAUCAAGGAAAAUGUUAACCUC
This is a messenger RNA of Rhododendron vialii, 1967 nucleotides long. Its product is annotated as laccase-7-like. Lineage: Eukaryota; Viridiplantae; Streptophyta; Magnoliopsida; Ericales; Ericaceae. Gene Ontology annotation, cellular component: apoplast. Gene Ontology annotation, biological process: lignin catabolic process. The coding region runs from base 68 to 1963 and encodes 631 amino acids. The record is from RefSeq and is a predicted model, not a curated record. Gene Ontology annotation, molecular function: copper ion binding; hydroquinone:oxygen oxidoreductase activity. The transcript is spliced from 6 exons.